Octodon degus (degu) is the source of this 3834-nucleotide messenger RNA. RefSeq names its product contactin associated protein like 4 (gene Cntnap4). Lineage: Eukaryota; Metazoa; Chordata; Mammalia; Rodentia; Octodontidae. The record is from RefSeq and is a predicted model, not a curated record. Bases 175 to 3834 code for a protein of 1219 amino acids. The transcript has 23 exons.
UGUGACGAUCCUCUCGUACCUGCCUUGCCUCAGGCAGCCUUCAGCAGUUCUUCUGAGCUCUCCAGCAGCCACGGUCCUGGCUUUGCCAGACUAAAUAGAAGAGAGGGAGCCGGCGGCUGGUCACCACUGGUGUCGAAUAAAUACCAGUGGUUGCAGAUUGACCUUGGGGAGAGAAUGGAGAUCACCUCCGUGGCCACCCAAGGGGGCUACGGGAGCUCCAACUGGGUGACCAGCUACCUCCUGAUGUUCAGCGACAGUGGCAGGAACUGGAAGCAGUAUCGGCAGGAAGACAGCAUCUGGGGUUUUUCAGGGAAUGCAAAUGCAGACAGUGUAGUGUACUAUCGGCUCCAGCCUUCUAUCAAAGCCAGAUUUCUACGCUUCACCCCUCUAGCAUGGAGCCCUAAGGGCAGAAUUGGAAUGCGAAUCGAAGUGUUUGGAUGUGCAUACCGGUCAGAGGUGAUUGAUCUUGAUGGAAAAAGUUCUCUUCUCUACAAAUUUGAUCAAAAAUCCCUGAGCCCAAUAAAAGAUAUUAUUUCCUUGAAGUUUAAAACCAUGCAGAGCGACGGAAUUCUACUCCACAGAGCAGGGCCAAGUGGAGAUCAUAUUACCUUGGAAUUAAAAAGCGGAAAACUCUUUCUACUUAUCAAUUCAGGUGUAGCUAAGCUGUCCCCCACUCACAGCAUGAUCAAUUUCACCCUGGGCAGCCUGCUGGAUGACCAGCACUGGCACUCCGUGCUUCUCCAACGUCUGGGCAAGCAGGUCAACUUUACAGUGGAUGAACACCGGCACCGUUUCCACACACAGGGAGAAUUCAAUUACCUGGAUCUUGAUUAUGAGAUCAGCUUUGGAGGGAUUCCAGCACCUUCAAAAUCAGUGUCUCCCCCACUUAACAAUUUUCAUGGAUGUUUAGAAAAUCUCUAUUACAAUGGAGUGGAUAUCAUUGAUUUGACCAAGAAGCAAAGCCCACAAAUCAUCAUUAUGGGAAAUGUGUCAUUUUCUUGUUCACAACCACAGUCUGUGCCCCUGACUUUCCUGAGCUCCAGGAGUUACUUAGCACUGCCAACCUUUUCCACUGAGGAGGAGAUAUCGGUCAGUUUUCAAUUUCGCACCUGGAAUAAGGCAGGACUUCUUCUUUUCAGUGAACUGCAUCUGGUUUCUGGAGGUCUCCUCCUCUUGCUCAGUGAUGGAAAACUUAAGCUGAAUCUCCAUCCACCAGGAAAAUUACCCAGUGACAUCACAGCAGGUGGAGGGCUAAAUGAUGGACAGUGGCAUUCCGUCGCCUUGUAUGCGAAAAGGAAUCACCUGAGUUUGCUUGUGGACGGCCAUGUGACCGCUACUUCUCCUCUGCUGGCGCCUGAAAUUUAUUCAGGGGACACUUACUAUUUUGGAGGUUGUCCUGAAAAAAGCUUCGCAUCAAAGUGUAAAAGCCUGCUUGGAGGAUUCCAGGGAUGUAUGAGACUUAUUUCCAUCGGUAAUGAAGUGGUAGAUCUGAUUGCAGUUCAGCAGGGGUCUCUCGGAAACUUCAGUGACCUCCAGAUAGACUCCUGUGGCAUCUCGGAUAGGUGUUUGCCUAACUAUUGCGAGCAUGGAGGUGAAUGUUCUCAGUCCUGGAGCACCUUUCACUGUAACUGUACCAACACUGGCUACAUGGGGGCCACCUGCCACAGCUCUAUCUACGAGCAGUCAUGUGAAGCUUAUAAACACAGAGGAAAUACCUCAGGGUUUUAUUACAUAGAUUCCGAUGGAAGUGGUCCUCUGGGGCCAUUCCUUCUCUAUUGCAACAUGACUGAAACUGCAUGGACCAUCAUACAGCACAAUGGCUCUGACCUAACAAGAGUCAGAAAUACUCAUCCAGACAACCCAUAUGCUGGUGUUUUUGAGUACACGGCCAGCAGGGAGCAACUCCAGGCCACAAUUAACCGUGCGGAGCACUGUGAACAGGAGCUUGCGUACUACUGUAAGAAAUCCAGGCUUGCGAACCAGCAAGAUGGAACUCCUCUGAGCUGGUGGGUUGGAAGAACCAACGAAACUCAGACCUACUGGGGAGGUUCUGCGCCCGGCCCGCAAAAAUGCACUUGCAGCUUGGAAGGGAACUGCAUUGAUGACCAAUAUCACUGCAACUGUGAUGCUGACCGGAGCGAAUGGACCAACGACACUGGAUUCCUUUCUUAUAAAGAUCAUCUGCCAGUGACUAAGAUAGUGAUUACAGACACCGGCCGGCCCCAUUCAGAGGCAGCUUAUAAGCUUGGACCUCUACUUUGUCAGGGAGACAAGUUGUUCUGGAAUUCUGCCUCCUUCAAUACUGAGGCUUCGUACCUUCACUUUCCGACUUUCCACGGAGAACUCAGCGCAGAUGUGUCUUUCUUUUUUAAGACAACAGCUUCAUCCGGGGUCUUUUUAGAGAACCUGGGCAUUACUGACUUUAUACGCAUAGAGCUACGCUCUCCAACAAUAGUGACCUUUUCAUUUGAUGUGGGGAAUGGGCCUUUUGAAAUCUCUGUGCAGUCACCCACCCAAUUCAAUGACAACCAGUGGCAUCACGUUAGGGUUGAAAGGAACAUGAAGGAGGCCUCCAUUCAAGUUGAUCAGCUACCACCCAAGAUACAGGCUGCCCCGGCUGAUGGCCAUGUCCUUUUGCAGCUCAACAGUCAACUCUUUGUGGGUGGGACAGCCACAAGACAGAGAGGCUUUUUGGGCUGCAUCCGGUCACUGCAAUUGAAUGGGGUAGCACUGGAUCUGGAAGAAAGAGCCACAGUGACUCCCGGAGUACAGCCGGGUUGUCGAGGCCAUUGUGGCAGCUAUGGGAAGCUGUGUCGCCAUGGGGGGAAGUGCAGAGAAAAACCCAGCGGAUUCUUCUGUGACUGCUCUUCCUCUGCCUAUGUCGGGCCAUUCUGCUCAGAUGAGAUUUCUGCAUAUUUUGGAUCUGGCUCAUCAGUGAUUUACAGUUUCCAAGAAAAUUACUCCUUAAGCAAAAACUCCAGCUCCCGUGCUGCUUCAUUUCAUGGUGAUGCAAAGCUGAGCAGAGAAAUGAUUACAUUUAGCUUCCGAACAACAAGAACACCAAGCUUACUGCUUUAUGUGAGCUCUUUCUACAAAGAAUACCUUUCAGUUGUCAUUGCCAAAAAUGGAAGUUUGCAAAUAAGGUACAAGCUAAAUAGAUACCAAGAGCCUGAUGUUAUUAACUUUGAUUUUAAAAACAUGGCUGACGGGCAACUUCACCACGUAAAGAUUAACCGAGAAGAAGGAGUGGUCGUUGUGGAGAUUGAUGAGAAUGUCAGGAGACAGGUAUACCUGUCAUCGGGGACGGAGUUCACUGCAGUCAAAUCUCUGGUACUGGGCAGGAUUUUAGAACACAGCCAUGUGGACCAAGACACUGCACUGGCUGGAGUGCAGGGCUUCACGGGCUGCCUUUCUGCGGUGCAGCUCAGCCACGUGGCCCCUCUGAAGGCGGCCCUUCGCCCCAGCCACCCAGCCCCUGUCGCUGUCACGGGGCAUGUGAUCGAAUCCAGCUGUGUGGCACCUGCUGGCACUGAUGCCACAUCAAGGGAAAGGACACACUCAUUUGCAGAUCAUUCUGGGACGAUGGAUGACAAGGAGCCCCUCACUAACAUAAUCAAAAGUGACUCAGCAGUAAUUGGAGGUUUGAUAGCUGUUGUGAUCUUUAUCUUGCUCUGCACCACUGCCAUAGCUGUUCGCAUUUAUCAGCAGAAAAGGUUAUACAAAAGAAAUGAGGCAAAAAGGUCAGAGAAUGUAGACAGCGCUGAAGCCGUUUUGAAAAGCGAGCUUAAUAUACAAAAUGCAGUGAAUGAAAAUCAGAAAGAGUACUUCUUCUGA